Messenger RNA from Galleria mellonella (greater wax moth), 754 nucleotides. RefSeq names its product copper transport protein ATOX1 (gene Atox1). Bases 169 to 384 code for a protein of 71 amino acids. Gene Ontology annotation, cellular component: cytosol. Gene Ontology annotation, molecular function: copper chaperone activity; metal ion binding. The record is from RefSeq and is a predicted model, not a curated record. Lineage: Eukaryota; Metazoa; Arthropoda; Insecta; Lepidoptera; Pyralidae. The transcript has 2 exons. Gene Ontology annotation, biological process: copper ion transport.
GACAUGCUACUGCUUUCUCACUCAAACGAACGACAGCUGUUUAGUGAUAGUUGUCUGUAAUCUAUGUGAUUUAUCAACACUUCAACAAAUUUGAUAAGAUUUUCUCAUAAUAUCAAAUUUUAACAAAGAUACGUCCUAAAUAAAAUUUUUGAAUACAAAAUCACCAUCAUGUCGACUCAUGUAUUCAACGUGGAAAUGACUUGUGAAGGGUGUUCAUCAGCAGUAGAGAGAGUGCUUAACAGACUGAAGGGUCAGGGUGUGGAAAGUGUUUCUAUAAGUCUACCAGAACAGAAAGUAGUGGUAAAAUCUACACUAAGUGGGGACCAACUAUUGGAUGUUAUUAAGAAAACAGGGAAAAAAACUACAUAUGUGGGUAUACAGUAGAAAUAUUAGCUAUAUGUGUAUAUAAAGUUGUGAUUUGAAAGUUAUAUGAAUACCUGACAGAUGAUUAACAUAAUUGUAUAACAUUUAACAACUUGUUGUAAGCAGCUAAUUUUACUGCAGUUUACAUUAUAUUUUUGUAAUAUUUUAUGAUUUUGGUUAAGUAUAUUAUAACAUUUAGAACAUAUGUGAUUAUUAUAUAUCGUACAACUAAUGAUUAUUAAUGACACAUGAAACUUACCAGCAGCGAGAUAUUGAAAGAGUGUCACACAUUAUUUCCUACUUAUAGAUAUUUUCAAUACAUAUAAAUAAAUCAAUAAUUUAUAUAAUCCAUGUUUAUGAUGAAAAAUAAUAAAAACAAUAUUAUUGAAAA